This is a messenger RNA of Didymella exigua CBS 183.55, 875 nucleotides long. RefSeq lists its product as uncharacterized. Gene Ontology annotation, molecular function: RNA polymerase II transcription regulatory region sequence-specific DNA binding; DNA-binding transcription activator activity, RNA polymerase II-specific. NCBI's taxonomy places the organism in Eukaryota, Fungi, Ascomycota, Dothideomycetes, Pleosporales, Didymellaceae. The coding region runs from base 111 to 584 and encodes 157 amino acids. Gene Ontology annotation, biological process: regulation of transcription by RNA polymerase II. The transcript is spliced from 2 exons. The record is from RefSeq and is a predicted model, not a curated record. Gene Ontology annotation, cellular component: nucleus.
CGCAACCUUUCCUACCACGUUCUUGCCCUGCGUACGGUUACGUUUACAUCAUUCAUCGUCAUUUACGGUGGCUUCUACUACCUGCACUCCCAGCUCAUGGCCUGCACACGAUGCCCCCGGGCCCUAUGUCGACACACCUCCCGUCACAGUACGAGCCCGAUGUCAACAUCAUCGAUGAUCUUCAAGGCUUCUCCCCAGUGACAGCCGGCUACAAUAUGAAUGCAUAUCGCACCCCUUAUCCGGACAGCAUUGCGACUUCAACCUCAUCAGCUACCAGCCCUGAUCCCCAGGCGGGUACGAUGGCGGAUUCUAUUGUCAUAGAGACCGACGAGGACAAACGAAAGCGUAACCAAGCAGCAUCCGCACGCUUUCGGCAAAAGAAGAAGCAGCGAGAGCAGCACCUGAUGGAAACAAGCAGGGAGAUGCAGGAAAAGACGAGAAAGCUGGAGUCCGAGAACGAAGGGUUGCGCAAAGAGAAUCUCUUUCUCAAGAAGCUUCUUGUCGAGAAGGUCGAUAACAUGACCGGAGAGGAUAGAGAGUUGCUGCUAAGGGCGACGGGAGAGGCUCUGAAGAAAGCUUCGUGAGUCCUGCUGAGGAGGUUCCCGAGGACAGUUUCACCUUUCACAUAUUGAGGGAUUUUGUUACACUUGUGGUACUGAGAGAGCAGACAGAUCCAUUUCGUUAUAUAAUAUACGAGCCGAGGCGUUCAGGUCCACUCUACUGACACAACACAACAAUUUCGACAUAUACUACGGAAGCCGGUUGCACGAUUAUUCGAUGCACUUGUGCGAGGCCAAAUUCUGGAUAUAACAGUGCAGCACAACAGACCCGACGCGACACAGUCGGUGAUUCUUGCAGAUGACUUCUGGCACAUA